Molecule: messenger RNA, 1248 nt
Organism: Cercopithifilaria johnstoni
Lineage: Eukaryota; Metazoa; Nematoda; Chromadorea; Rhabditida; Onchocercidae
Source: the annotation of a GenBank genome assembly
AUGUAUCUUUCAUACUAUUCAGUAGUGCUCGUUUUGCCAUUAUACGUCGCGCAAAUAACGGUAUCAAAUGAAGGCGAUGAGGCAAUACAAGCAGAUGAGGAAAUGCAAGAAGACGAAAUAAGAACUGUAUCUGAUGACGGGAAAGCAAACGAAAAACGGUACAAAUGUGAAGUAUGCGAUCAGCAAUUCGGAUAUUCAGGCACUCUGAAACGCCAUAAGAUGAUACAUACCGAUGAAAAAAAUUACAUAUGUACGGUAUGCAAUAAAGCGUUCAGACGGUCCAACGAUUUGAAGAGCCACCAAUUGAUACAUGGAAACGAACAACCAUUCAAAUGUUACGUGUGCAAUAAAAUAUUAAAACGGUCCGGUGAACUGAAGAUACACCAAUUGACGCACGGAAACGAACGACCAUUCAAAUGUUACGUGUGCAAUAAAACAUUCAAACGGUCCGGCGGACUGAAGAUGCAUCAAGUGACGCACGGAAACGAACGAUUAUUUAAAUGUAACGUGUGCAAUAAAACAUUGAAACGGUCCAGCGAACUGAAGAUGCACCAAAUGACUCACGGAAACGAACGACCAUUCAAAUGUUACGUGUGCAAUAAAACAUUCAAACGGUCCAGCGAACUGAAGAUGCACCAAAUGACUCACGGAAACGAACGAUUAUUUAAAUGUAAUGUGUGCAAUAAAACAUUCAAACGGUCCAGCGAACUGAAGAUACACCAAGUGAUGCACGGAAACGAACGACCAUUCAAAUGUCCCAUGUGCAAUAAAACAUUCAAACGAUCCGACGAUUUGAAAAAACAUCAAGUGAUGCACGCGAACGAACGACCAUUCAAAUGUUACUUUUGCAAUGAAACAUUCAAGAGGUCCGGUGGACUGAAGAUCCACCAAGUGAUCCACGGAAACGAACGACCAUUCAAAUGUUACGUGUGCAAUAAAACAUUCAGAAUAUCCGAGAAUUUGAAGAAACACAAUUUGACGCAUGGAAACAACCGACCAUUUAAAUGUCACAUGUGCAAUAAAACAUUCAAGGUGUCCCGGAAUCUGAAGAAGCACAUAUUGAUUCAUGGAAACAUGCGGCCAUUCAAAUGUGAAGUAUGUGGUGGGAAAUUCACUAGGAAAAGUUGUUUGAAUAGACACAUGAAAUUGCAUAAAAGUUCGGAUGAAAAGCGAUAUUCCAUAGCAAGCUCCUUAAUGAUAUCGAUAGCAGAUGAUAUCAUUGACACAGAAAUAUUUAUAAGAAAAUAA